AUGUUGCGCUUAUUUUCACCUUUCUCGGUCAAGUUACCGCUAGCCACACGUGCCUUUUCAAAUUCUGUUUCAGACUCGCACUUGUUGGUAAUCAACGCCGGUAGUUCAUCGCUUAAGUACUCGCUAUUUGGCCUAACGCGUGACGGCGUGGAUGCCGCCAUAUUCACAGGUCUUGUGGAACUGUCCACAUCAAGCAAUAAGAAUGGCCGUAUCAUGCACAAGACGCUGGCAACAGGCAAGAAAGAGAUGAUUGAGAUGCCACUGGACACACAUCGUACGGCGCUUGAGACGACAGUGGGCAAAUUCUUUGGCUCAAAUCUCGACUGCAUUAAGGCUGUUGGCCAUCGUGUUGUGCACGGUGGUGAGGCCUUUAGCAACGCCUCACUCGUGGACAAGAAGGUAAUUGAAGCCAUUAAAUCUAACGUCAAACUGGCACCACUGCAUAAUCCUGGCAAUCUGCUGGGCAUUGACGUAGUCACCAAGGUGUUCGGGCCGUGUCCACAGGUUGUAGUCUUUGACACGGCUUUUCAUGCUACUAUGCCCCCCAAAGCUUACACCUAUGGUAUUCCACGCAAGCUUUACGAAAAAUUUGGUGUGCGUCGGUAUGGCUUCCAUGGCACAAGUCACCAGUUUGUGGCCAAGAAGGCUGCGGCUAUCCUUGGCAAGCCUAUGGAGGAGUGCAACUUUAUUACGUGUCACUUGGGCAACGGAUCCAGCAUUACUGCAAUCAAGAAAGGACGUUCCAUUGACACCAGCAUGGGUAUGACACCUCUGGAGGGGCUCGUUAUGGGCACACGAUGUGGUGACGUUGACCCGGCACUGCAUGCCUUCCUAUGCAAGGAGCUUGACAUGACUAUUCAGGAGGUAGACAUUGUGCUCAACAAGAAAAGCGGGUUGCUGGGAAUCUGUGACGAAAGUGACAUCCGUGUAAUUCAGGAUCGUGUGCGUGUUGGCAAUGACCCGACUGCUGUUCUGGCGCUGGAUGUAUUUGUCCACCGUGUACGUAAGUAUGUGGGCGCCUACGCGCUUGAGCUGGGUGGUGAACUUGACGCUGUCAUCUUUACUGCUGGUAUUGGCGAAAACUCGGCUACGAUUCGUGAAAGUGUGUGCCGGAAUUUGGGCUUUCUUGGCAUUCAGCUGAACGAGUAUAAGAAUGGCGUGUCGGUGAUGGGUGCAGGCCCCGUCGAGAUCCAGGCCGACAUUUCCAAAACCAAAGUGCUGGUUGUCAACACAGACGAGGAGCGCAGUAUCGCCGAGCAGACAUAUGCGAUUGCGCUGAAGAAGCAAGCUGCAAAAGAUGCGUUUUAA
Peronospora belbahrii is the source of this 1308-nucleotide messenger RNA. Lineage: Eukaryota; Oomycota; Peronosporomycetes; Peronosporales; Peronosporaceae. The record is from the annotation of a GenBank genome assembly.